AUGUACCUAUCCAAAACCCUUUGUGACCAGGAUGUGGUGCAAAGGGAUCUGUGCCUUCUAACACAGAGGAAAUUCCCUCAGUUGCCUAAACAGCUCUCCCCUCCCCCAAAGAGGCACCCAUUAAACUAUAGGAACCAACGGAAUGGUUACAACUUUUGGCUUCCUGAUGCUUCAUCAACCACUGAUGGAACUCAAACUGAUAGAAAAUGGCAGACUAUAGAGCAGAGAAUGGAAUGGCCAAUGCUGAAAAAAGAACCACAAAACCGGCACAGCAGUGUUGACUAUAAGACAAACAACUAGGAAAGCAAAAGGAAAACUCUCUAUCUUCAAUUCAUGGCCUGUGCAAUGGUAUAGCUACGUGGUCAUCAAAAACGGAAAACCACUAACUGGCAGAUAAAUGGCAAAGAUACCUGAGCCUGGGAGGCGUGAAUGAAUGGAAGUGACAAAACCUAGCAACACUUAGCAAAGACAUUGAAUUCUGUGUAGCUUAUACAGGCAAGACAUAAAAUGUCUGAAAAUAAUGAGACAGUGGACAAAUUAGCAUCAUGUUUAAUUAAGACUAGAAUAUUAAAAUUUGCCUGGGAAUGAAUUCAGAAUAAAUCAGUGAGGAUGAUAAAUACAAAUUGGAAAAACUUGAAAGUUUAACCCUAAUGCUGAAAUAAGGGGAAACUCUCUCCUAAGCUAGGUGUCUCUACCCUCUCAAGACGCCGUCCCACAAACAUGGAGCAGGUAAUGAACUUUGUCGAGCCAAGUCGGCAGUUUGUAAAGGACUCAGUUCGGCUGGUUAAAAGAAGCACCAAACCGGACAGAAGGGAAUUCCAGAAGCUCUCCAUGGCCACAGCGGUAGGAUUUGCGAUCAUGGGAUUCAUUGGCUUCCUCAUGAAACUGAUCCAUAUCCCUAUUAAUAACAAUUCUGUGGGUGGCUGAGUCCUUUCUCAUCACGGGACGAGUGAACAGUGAGGGGGUGACACGAUCAUGAAGUGAAACGUUGCCUGGAUGCUUUGUGGUUCUUGUUUCUUUCCUCCUUCCUAUGAGGUUUUCUAUUUCUAAAUUAAAAUAAUUUCAAAAUAAACAUUUUUU
Mus musculus (house mouse) is the source of this 1080-nucleotide messenger RNA. Its product is annotated as predicted pseudogene 10144. The coding region runs from base 721 to 927 and encodes 68 amino acids. NCBI's taxonomy places the organism in Eukaryota, Metazoa, Chordata, Mammalia, Rodentia, Muridae. The transcript has a single exon. The record is from RefSeq and is a predicted model, not a curated record.